Messenger RNA from Castor canadensis (American beaver), 2994 nucleotides. RefSeq names its product vacuolar protein sorting 4 homolog B (gene Vps4b). The record is from RefSeq and is a predicted model, not a curated record. Gene Ontology annotation, molecular function: ATP binding; ATP hydrolysis activity. Gene Ontology annotation, biological process: vacuole organization; endosomal transport. Lineage: Eukaryota; Metazoa; Chordata; Mammalia; Rodentia; Castoridae.
CCAAAGGGGCUUGGUUUUGCGGAAGUUUUUUGAGGAGGGUCGGGUGGCUGGUGGAGUUGUGUUAUUUUACAAGUUCCGGAACAGAGGCCGCUGCUCGGGGUCCAGAAGCCGGAGCCUCCGGAGGUUUGUGGCUAUAACGCUGGGCGCGAUUUGACGUCGCUGCUUUUGGCUCUUUUCGCCCCUCGUUCGUCCCUAGGGAGCCGCCUGUGCUUUCACCAUGGCAUCUACUGGGUCCAACCUCCAGAAAGCAAUAGAUCUUGCUAGCAAAGCAGCACAGGAAGACAAAGCCAGGAACUAUGAGGAAGCCCUUCAGCUCUACCAGCAUGCUGUACAGUAUUUUCUCCAUGUAGUUAAAUAUGAAGCACAAGGCGAUAAAGCCAAGCAGAGUAUCAGGGCCAAGUGUGCAGAGUAUCUUGACAGAGCAGAAAAACUAAAGGAGUAUCUGAAGAAAAAGGAGAAAAAACCACAAAAGCCAGUGAAAGAGGGUCAGCCAAGUCCAGCUGAUGAGAAGGGGAAUGACAGUGAUGGGGAAGGAGAAUCUGAUGAUCCUGAAAAAAAGAAACUACAGAAUCAACUUCAAGGUGCCAUUGUUAUAGAGAGACCAAAUGUGAAAUGGAGUGAUGUUGCUGGUCUUGAAGGAGCCAAAGAAGCACUUAAAGAGGCGGUGAUAUUGCCUAUUAAAUUUCCUCAUCUUUUUACGGGCAAGAGGACACCUUGGCGAGGAAUCCUAUUAUUUGGGCCACCUGGAACAGGAAAAUCCUAUUUAGCCAAAGCUGUAGCAACAGAAGCAAAUAACUCGACAUUUUUUUCAAUAUCUUCCUCUGACCUUGUUUCUAAGUGGCUAGGUGAAAGUGAAAAAUUGGUUAAGAACUUAUUCCAACUUGCCAGAGAGAACAAGCCUUCAAUUAUCUUUAUUGAUGAAAUUGACUCUCUGUGUGGUUCAAGGAGUGAAAAUGAAAGUGAAGCUGCACGUAGAAUUAAGACAGAGUUUCUAGUUCAAAUGCAAGGGGUUGGUGUGGACAAUGAUGGAAUUUUGGUUCUGGGAGCUACAAAUAUACCCUGGGUUCUGGAUUCUGCCAUUAGGCGAAGAUUUGAGAAGCGAAUUUAUAUUCCUUUGCCGGAAGCACAUGCUCGAGCAGCAAUGUUUAAAUUGCACUUGGGCAGCACUCAGAACAGUUUGAAAGAAGUAGACUUCCAGGAACUUGGGAGGAAAACUGAAGGCUAUUCAGGAGCAGAUAUAAGUAUCAUUGUACGUGAUGCACUUAUGCAGCCUGUUAGAAAAGUUCAGUCAGCUACUCAUUUCAAAAAGGUUCAGGGACCUUCCCGAGCUGAUCCUAAUGCCACUGUAGAUGACCUGCUGACACCCUGCUCUCCAGGGGACCCUGGUGCCAUUGAAAUGACGUGGAUGGAUGUCCCUGGAGAUAAACUUUUGGAGCCAGUUGUUUCCAUGUGGGAUAUGCUGCGGUCCCUGUCUAGCACAAAACCCACAGUCAAUGAACAAGACUUGUUGAAAUUAAAGAAGUUUACAGAAGAUUUUGGACAAGAGGGCUGAACCAAAGACAGCAAGGAAGACAUUUACCAUGUGUAUUCCUUUCUUUCCUAGAUACUUUUCGCAUUUCCUGAAUGGCAUUCAUUAUUUCCAAUACAACUCUUUUACCACGGGGAGCGCACAUCUCACUUCUGAGUUCUGAGUUCCUUUAUGUUUUAUAUUGUACUUUUUCUCUAUUACCUGUUAAAUGCUCCAGUUAACAAAAAUUGUACAAUAGUGGGUUUUAAGGAAAUAAACGAUAUGUGAAUGGCAUAAAAUUAGAAAUUACACAGCAAAAAGUAUUAAAUAUUGAUUGACAAAUGCAAAGAGCAUUUAUCUUUUUUUUACUAAAAUGAAAUAGGGCUUUAUAUUUUGAAAAAAUUUCUUAAACAUUCAUAUCAAUGUGACAUUUAUAUACUUUAUUAAAAAUUUAAAAUGAUAGAAUCUUGACUCUCAGGGAUGGGCAGUAAACAACAAAGAGCACUGUGAUUGGUUGAGAAUGAUUUUGAUUGUCUUAUGUAAAGCCAGUGCUGACUUUUUAAUAGAUUGUUUUGUUUUGAUUUGGUUUUUUUUCCUGUGGAGAUUUAAGUAAUUCCUUUAAAGGCAACAAACUUUUAUUACAUGGUACCUUCCAUUGUGCAAUCUCAAGAGAAAGAUUUUCUAAAUUAAGCAUUGUCUUUACCUUAAAGAAAAAAAUUGUCUAUUUCAGUGUCUUUUUGUAGCAAGAUUGACCAAAACAGGUGGUAAAUAAUUUUUAGAAUAUCUGUCAUAUGAGAUACUGUAAUGGGAACCUUUGCUAAUAAGAUAAUGACCUCCCUUUGGAUUAUGGGACAUUUUUCAGUGUGUGAUAUGGGUGUGUGUAUGUACAUAUAUAGAUAUAUAUAUGUGUGUAUAAUUUUUUUUAAAUGUAGAAUAGAAAGAGUCUUGUCUUUCAUCUUUUAAAUUCAGGGAACAGUUUGUCCUGGCUACACAUAUGUUAUCAGUGGGAUGCUUUACAAAGCUUUAGAAAUGAACUUAUGUCUCAUUGAAUAAUAAAGCAUAAACAUGGUGUUAUGUUAUUAUAAUGUCUUUCAAAUAAAUGAUCUCUGAGUUGUACAUUUUAGCAUCGACACUAAGUUGUGCCUUGAUUAUACAUGCAAAAACUUACUAAACUAGCUAGAAUGAGGUGUAUUCUUUAAUUGCUGUAAAGUUCUACCUUGCAAAUUCUAUACAAUAACUUGCAUUUCAAAGUAUAUUUGCACAUUUUGCAUAUUAUGUUAUAUGGUUGCCUUUGGGUUUUCUGUACAGAUUGUUGAUAUUCAGUGGAAAUCAUAGGCUUGAAAUAAUGCUGUUCUUAUAUGAAGUAAAUUGAUAUAACCUGCUAUUGGCUGUAUUCUUUGUACUUCUUUAUUUUAGGACCUUCAGUAUAGGAGACAAUAUUAUCUAAAUUGGUUAGAUACAAAGAAGCUAUGUAAGAUUAUUGAAUA